CUCACUCAAAAGCAGAAGAAUACACUUCCUUGUUUUAGGGCCUGGAAUCACCAAUGGCAUCCCUCAACAGCUUCAUCUUGGCUUUCUUCAUGGCAUUGGCAUUUUCCAGUGUCAACGUUGGCCUAGCAGCUCGCCGGCUUCAGCAGUUGCCACCAUUACCGACCAUCCCCAAACUGCCGCAGCCAACAAUUCCAACAUUGCCACAGCCUACAGUGCCAACAUUGCCACAACCUACCAUACCAACAUUGCCAACUCCCCAGCCAACUCUACCUCAGCCUGGUGCUCUACCACCACUUCCCAGCAUCCCUACCACCCUACCAUCCUUCCCAAAGGUUACUCUGCCACCACUGCCUAGCAUUGGCUCAAUUCCCAACAUCCCUCUCCCAUUCUUCUCUCCACCACCUGCCACCACUAGCCCUUGAGAAGAUGCAGCUUGUGUCAUGAAGAACAGGGUUUUGGACCUUGCCAUUGAUGACUGCAGUUGGCUGUAAUUUUACCUUUCUAUACCACCAUGUGAGAUAUAUUACAGGCUUUGAAUCGUUUGUUUCUGUUUAUUUCAUAUUUGUAUGCUUAUCCUAGUGGAUUUUUCUUCUUUUGUUUGACACAAUUAUUGUUGUACCCUAUAUCUUAUUGUG
This is a messenger RNA of Rubroshorea leprosula, 635 nucleotides long. The record is from the annotation of a GenBank genome assembly. Lineage: Eukaryota; Viridiplantae; Streptophyta; Magnoliopsida; Malvales; Dipterocarpaceae.